This is a messenger RNA of Sitodiplosis mosellana (orange wheat blossom midge), 2317 nucleotides long. RefSeq names its product thioredoxin, mitochondrial. Gene Ontology annotation, molecular function: oxidoreductase activity, acting on a sulfur group of donors, disulfide as acceptor. The transcript is spliced from 3 exons. Gene Ontology annotation, cellular component: cytoplasm. The coding region runs from base 115 to 570 and encodes 151 amino acids. NCBI's taxonomy places the organism in Eukaryota, Metazoa, Arthropoda, Insecta, Diptera, Cecidomyiidae. The record is from RefSeq and is a predicted model, not a curated record.
UUCUGUAGAAGAAAUUAAAUUGACAAUAAAAUUUAAAAUAAACAGUGAAUUUUGUGUGCUAAUAAUAUACUAACUAAAAGAAAGAAGAAAAGGAAAACAAAUCAACAAACAAAAAUGUUACGAGCAACUAUGAAAAUUCCGUCAAGUUUAGCGCUAGAAUGUACCUUAAAAAAAAUGCCAGCAUCUUUAACCGAUGGCACUAUCCGUAAAACGUUAUCGAUAUCCGCAACAAAUAUGAAGCGAUUUGUCAUCAAUGAUCACUACGAAUUUGAUCAAAAGGUGGUGAACAGUGACAUUCCGGUUAUAGUCAAUUUUCAUGCUGAGUGGUGUGACCCAUGCAAAAUUCUGACACCGAAAAUGACCGAGCUGCUGGAACCAUUGGAUGAUAUUGACCUAGCGGUUGUGGAUGUUGAUUCGAAUAUUGAUCUUGUGAAUACGUUCGAGGUGAAGGCUGUACCAGCAAUUUUAGCCUUUCGUAACGGUGUCGUUGUUGACAAAUUCAUUGGCCUGGUGGACAGCACAAUGAUUGAGAAUUUAAUCAAAAAGCUACAGAAAAAGAAGGAUUCUUAAACUAUACCAAAAGGGUGGAGCAACUACAAUCGGUUAUUUAUUUGCUGAAGAAAAUUAUUUAUUUGUGUUCUCCAUUAUCAGUUAUUAUGGAAAUGGACUUGAAGAAAUCUUUUAAAUUUUUUAAUUUUAUCAAUUGAGACUUGAAUGUUAAUUGGACGAGACAAAAACAACCGAUUCUUUCUUUCCUACCAUUAUUCCAUCAUAAACCUAACAUUUUACGUAAUAUUUGUCUCGAUAUUAUUUUAGUAUCAGCUUUUAAAUGUACUAUAAAAACGCAAUUCAAAUACUAUCACAUUGAUUUUUUUUGUUUUUCUACUUUUGUUUAUCGACUAUACGACUCGUUGUGAAAAAGUGCAAUCGACGUGUCUUUUCCUCUCUCAAGAUGGACCUGAAUUUUCUCCCUGCUCAUUGUUUUUCAUAAACUAAAUGUAAAUUAUCGUUCCGCCUAAUUUAAAUCAAGCAAAAUUACCAGAAGUCAAUCGUCGAAAUUUUGUUGAAAAUCAAAUAGUUCGAUGUGAAUUGCGGUCAACAUACUUACUAUUGAUCCGUUUGAUCAGAUGCAUCUCUCAAAAAGUAUUUUUGAUUUGAGACAUUUCCAGAAUUCAAUUCUUAAUUUAUGCGCUUCAAUUUUCUAUCACUUUUUUCUUCCAAAAACUAAACUGAGCGACUCUUUAACUUCUGUAGAGCGUAAAUUUAUACUAUGAAUUUCAUAGCACACAAGCACAUUGGCCAAUCGCACUAUUAUUUAUUUUGACUGUUAGAAGUUUAUUUUUAAAAGAAAUAUUCUAAACUAUGAACGAACUAGACUCCCGUUUUUCUCUCUCAAUCAAUCCAAAAUGUAGAAUUGGGUAAAAGAUUCAAUGCAUUAAUUAAGAUUCAUUGUAUUAAUAAGAAAUUAUUUACGACUAUUUUUCAAGCUUAUAAUUACAAUCACGUCUGAAUGUAUGAAAUAAUUGAUUUUUGGUAAUAGAUAAAAGCACAAUAUAUAUAUUGGUUGGCAACAGUAGCUGAAUGAAAUAUAAUAAUAAUUGAACAAACUUUACCAAUACGGAUUUGAUAAAAUAUGUUUUUAUUCCUUAGACAAGUAUUAGGCAAACAAUUCAAUUUUAUUGGUAAGAAUAUUUUGCAAUUGAUUCUUACUCGUCAAAAGUAUGACUGAAUUGGUUUGAAUCAAAUGUAUUUCGCUCGAUUAAAAACGUAGUGCAAUUUUUCACGUGAGCAUCUGCCGCUUAUCUUUUUUUUUUUGCUUCAUGGAAAUCUUUGAAUGAACACAUAUCAUUCACGUUUGCUAUAAAUUUAAUCUUUUUUCGUCGAAAUUAAAAUAUAACUUGUAUCACUUAAAUGUGAAGUCGAAUAUCAAAUAACAAUUUAGUAAAGAAUUGUAUACUAUUCCAAAUGUAUAGCAAAAAAUACAACUGCUAGAAAAUUGUGUGUGACCAGUCCAGACCUUGGUACCGUUACCAUUUUAACAUAGGUUAACUUUAUGUUGCGAACGCUAUUUGCAUUUUUUUUAAUGGACAUUAUCCGGUAUUCCCUCAAGAAAUUGAAAUUGAUAAAACUGUUGAGCUUUGACGCUAGAAAUAAUUUUACUGUAUAUAAAUUAUACACAUUUUCAGCACAAUCGAUGUGCACAAAUUUUUAUAAAACUAAGCUAUAUUUACGUUUUAGCUCCCAUGUGAUUUUUAUUCAAUUUUCAUCAUAAAUAAAAAAGAGAGAAAAGGAAAUUUAAAAAAUAUUCGAUGAAAAA